Penaeus indicus is the source of this 677-nucleotide messenger RNA. RefSeq lists its product as uncharacterized. The transcript has 2 exons. The record is from RefSeq and is a predicted model, not a curated record. Bases 40 to 633 code for a protein of 197 amino acids. NCBI's taxonomy places the organism in Eukaryota, Metazoa, Arthropoda, Malacostraca, Decapoda, Penaeidae.
GUUUCUCUCUUAGCAGUGAAGGAUCACUUCUAGAACGACAUGACAGUUCAACGUCCGCUGGUGAUUCUGGCGGCGAUGAUGGCCAUGAUGUACAUGGCGGCGGCAGAUGGCCAUGGCGGUGGAGGAGGUGGAGGAGGUGGAGGUGGAUAUGGUGGUGGCGGUGGAGGAGGUGGUGGAGGCGGUGGCCAUGGAGGCGGUGGAUUCGGAGGAGGUGGAUUUGGCGGAGGCAGCGGCGGCGGCAGCGGUGGAUAUAGCGGAGGAAGUGGAGGCGGAGGCGGUGGAUUUGGCGGUAGUGGAGGUGGAGGCCAUGGAGGCGGUGGAUUCGGAGGUGGUGGAUUUGGUGGCAGCAGCGGUGGCGGCGGCGGUGGAUACGGUGGAGGCAGUGGAGGCGGAGGCGGUGGCAGUGUAGUUGCCGGAAUUCUGGUUGGCAGUGGAACUCUCUCGGGUGGAGGCGGCGGUGGUGGUGGCGGCGGCGGCUACGGAGGUGGAAGCGGAGGCGGAUUUGGUGGAGGAAGCGGAGGCGGAUUUGGUGGAGGAAGCGGAGGCGGAUUUGGUGGGGGAAGUGGAGGUGGCUUUGGAGGACAUGGAGGCGGCAGCGGAGGUGGCAGCGGUUCAGGCGGAUACGGAGGGUAAAAGGAGCUAGUUGUUAAUUGGAAAUCAAUAAACAUAUUUACAUU